This is a messenger RNA of Triplophysa rosa, 2281 nucleotides long. RefSeq names its product nuclear receptor subfamily 5, group A, member 5 (gene nr5a5). Gene Ontology annotation, biological process: hormone-mediated signaling pathway; regulation of transcription by RNA polymerase II; tissue development. Bases 304 to 1890 code for a protein of 528 amino acids. The record is from RefSeq and is a predicted model, not a curated record. Gene Ontology annotation, molecular function: zinc ion binding; RNA polymerase II cis-regulatory region sequence-specific DNA binding; nuclear receptor activity. Gene Ontology annotation, cellular component: RNA polymerase II transcription regulator complex. The transcript has 8 exons. Lineage: Eukaryota; Metazoa; Chordata; Actinopteri; Cypriniformes; Nemacheilidae.
AACAAAUGCAAGUAAACGGGGGAGCUGCGCUUUUUCGGCAUUAAAAGCACAAUAACGUAGAAAAAUUAGCCGUCGAUAACUGGAGCCGAAACAUACCUGUACACCAUAGGUCUUUAUGCUAGUUGGGAAGGUGUGACAGACUCAGGUUUAUUACCCUCAGCAUGGAGCAAAGUCCGACAGAAGGCCUUCACACGGCACCAUCUCUGGGACAGUUUGAGUCUGUGCCUGUUUUCCGUCCUGAGAGGCCUCAACAGUUAUGAAUGACAGCUUACGGUGACCCGCACCUCCCCUCUCCUAUGGAUCAUGAACAUCCCACACUAUCUCCAGGAUCACCCCCAGCCCACAGCUUUCCACCCCACCGACCACACGCGGGACAUUGUGACCCAAGAGGCACCUUUAACAUCUCAGGAUUUAAAGCCAGACCCAGAUGGAAGGGCAGGUCAGGAGGGCUGUCCCGUGUGUGGUGACAGGGUGUCGGGGUAUCACUAUGGUCUGCUCACCUGUGAGAGCUGUAAGGGCUUUUUCAAGCGCUCCGUACAGAACAACAAGCGCUAUAUGUGUGCAGAGCGACAGAACUGUCCCAUGGACCCGGCCCAGAGGAAACGAUGCCCCUACUGCCGCUUUCAGAAAUGUUUAGCUGUGGGAAUGAAAAGAGAAGCCGUACGUGCAGACCGCAUGAGAGGUGGACGAAACAAAUUUGGGCCUCUAUAUCGACAGGACAGACAAAUGAAACAGCAAAGAGGGUCCUAUCACACGGCCAACAGCGCCCCCUACAGGGUCAAACAGGAGGGACCACAAUCAUCAAUGCAUCAUGAUUUUCCUCUCUCAAACCCGUCCCCUGCUACUCCUGACCAUUACCACCCACCCCAGCCCUUUCCUCCCAGCAUCAGCCAAUCAGAGUUUCCCAUGUUACUGGACUGCACCAUCCCCAGAGACCGGACACUUUCUGAUCCAUCCCUGUCUUUUCACACGCUGUAUUAUCCAGGCUUUCACGGAUACCCUCAAGAGAAAAGAGACCUCACGCUCAACUACAGUCCUGCUUCAACGUUGCCCUCUGCUCCCAUCUCCCCUACUGUUCUCACCACACCCGUAUCAACACCAGCUUCUACUCCAAGUUCAACCCCGAAUCCACAUAGCCUGACGCCCACAGUGACCCCAAACCCUAUUUCAUGCUUCUUAAGCCAGCUCCUGCAAGCUGAGCCGGAUGAGAAACAACUCUGCAUGCGGGUGUUAGCAAGCCUACAGAGAGAACAGGCAUGUCGAGGAAAACACGACCGCCUUAACACAUUCAGCAUCAUGUGCAAAAUGGCCGACCAGACUUUGUUUGGACUGGUGGAGUGGGCUCGCAACAGCACGCUGUUUAAAGAUCUUAAGGUAGAGGACCAAAUGGGGCUUCUGCAGAGCUGUUGGAGUGAACUUCUGAUCCUGGAUCACCUGUGCAGACAGGUGGCUUACGGAAGAGACGGCCGCAUCUGUUUGAUUACCGGACAACAGAUCGAAGUAUCCAUCAUCCUCAGCCAGGCUGGAGUUACUCUCAGUAGUCUGGUGUGCAGAACCCAGGACCUUGUCUCAAAGCUUAAGUCUCUUCAGCUGGACAGAGAAGAGUUUGUGUGCCUCAAAUAUCUUGUUCUCUUUAACCCAGAUGUAAAAUCAGUACAGGAUCGCAGGCAGGUCGAACAGACUCAAGAGCGUGUCAACAGAGCACUGAUGGAUCACACCAUGCAGACCCAUCCGGGUCACUCGGACAAGUUUGGCCAGCUGCUGCUCCGUCUGCCUGAGGUGCGCAGCAUCAGUCUGCAGGUGGAGGAGUAUCUGUAUCAGCGCCAUCUGCUGGGUGAUCUACCCUGCAACUCGCUGCUCACUGAAAUGUUGCACGCGAAGCACACGUAAGACACAACGAGAACAAAGCUUGUCUUUUCAUAUGCUCUUGUGAAUCUUUAUUUGAUCUUUAAGUCCUGAAUCUGGAUAGGUGGAACAAAAUGUGUAAUUUUGAACGUCACUAUUUUUGAAUAAAUCAAGAUGCCAGUUGUCAUCAUUGGCUGGUAUUAUCUGUAUAAUAACUACAGUAUAAAAUGUGAAGUAAGCUCACACACUGUUAACUAAUUAGUUAUUUGUGGAAAUCACAUCUGGUCAAACACUGCCACUGUCUAACUUGCCUUAACCACAGUCACACAUUCUUAUUAUAAAAGAAAAUGGUUUGUUUUUGAUAUUACUUCCAAGUUUCAAAUUUUGCAUCUGUUUUUCUAUGGUCUGAUUUUAUGUCCAGAAAGGUAAAUGUUAU